CCAGUGCACCAUUGGCCCCGGUCACUGUAUGUAGUAGCCCGGUGUGUAUGGUGUGCUGGACCACUGUUUUCAACCAUACACUGAAGAUUUCAAGUUAUCAAGCUGGCUGUACCAGUCUGGGAUGUUUCUGUUCUAACUGGAUUGACAAUCUGGAGGAAAGAGGAAAAGCAAUUUGGAUAGCGAUUGGAUGGUAACUCGAUCGUCUGGGAAUGGAGCAUUUGUCAUCGACCACCAAUCGAUUUGUGAAUGCGAUGUACAGACAGCGUGGUAAGGGAAUGAUUGAAAACAAAUGCAGGAACAUAAAUAAGCAACGUGUUUUUUAAAGAAAACAAAUGUUAAUUCUCUCUCUUUUUCUUCAACAUGUACACACAUGCACAUGGACCAGGUCAUGAGAUAUCCAGUUUAGCCAUUAAUGACUGUGAGGAUACCGAACUGGCCUACACCAUGAAAGACCUUCCCCCCAGAGCCGGUCACACCUUCCCUGGAUGCGAGAUGACCGCGAUGAACAGAGAGCCAGAUAACAGCACCCGCCCUCAGACCCCAGGAACGCCCACUUUCACACGCCCCGUGAGCAGAAGUGUCCCGGCCUCAGAGAUAGAGAUACCCCGCCGCGGCCAGCUCAGCUCCAUGAGUUCCCUGGAGUCUCCUCUCAGCCCCUUUCGUCCAAAAAGUCCCUGGAGUAGAUUUGACCCGUAUGAUUCUGCCGAGGAUCAAGAUAAGGAGUAUGUUGGGUUUGCGACGCUGCCUAACCAAGUGCAUAGAAAAUCGGUGAAAAAGGGAUUCGCCUUUACUCUUAUGGUGGCAGGCGAGUCGGGUUUGGGGAAAUCGACACUUGUCAACAGUCUCUUCCUCACAGACCUUUACAAAGACAGAAAGAUGCUGAAUGCUGAGGAGCGGAUCAUGCAGACAAUAGAGAUCACCAAACACUCAUUGUCUAUUGAGGAGAAAGGAGUCAAGCUGAGACUCACCAUCGUAGACACGCCGGGCUUCGGUGACGCUGUCGACAACACGGAGAGCUGGAAGCCGGUUGCGGACUACAUCGAUGAACAGUAUGAACAGUACUUUCGUGAUGAAAGUGGACUCAACCGGAAGAACAUUCAGGAUAACCGCGUGCACUGCUGCCUCUACUUCAUCUCACCUUUUGGUCAUGGUCUAAGGCCGAUGGAUGUGGAGUUCAUGAAGGCUCUACAUGAGAAGGUCAACAUAGUGCCUGUGUUGGCCAAAGCGGACAGCCUGACUCCUGUGGAAGUCCAAAAAAUGAAACUGAAGAUUUGCGAGGAUAUCGAGAGGUUUGGCAUCAGCGUAUAUCAGUUCCCCGAGUGUGAUUCAGAUGAAGAUGAGGAGUUAAAGCUUCCGCACCAAGAACUAAAGGACAGUAUUCCAUUCACAGUGAUCGGGAGUAACAUUCUGGUUGAGAGCCAAGGGAGGCGUUUCAGGGGUCGCCAGUAUCCCUGGGGUGUGGUGGAAGUGGAGAACCCAACCCAUUCUGACUUCUUGAAGCUGAGGAACAUGUUGGUGCGCACACACAUGCAGGACCUGAAGGACGUGACACGGGAAACGCAUUACGAGAAUUACCGCGCUCAGUCUAUCCAGAACAUGACCCGCAUGGUGAUGAGGGAAAGGAAACGCAGUCUUUGUGAUCAGCUGAGAGACAGCACUUCGGAUCUGCCUAUACCUGUGGUACCAUUGGACAGUGAAACUGAACGUCUUAUUUGGGAAAAAGAUGCAGAGUUGCGGCAAAUGCAGGAGGUUCUGCAGAAGAUUCAGGAACAGAUGCACCAUGGACAUUAAAACAGCAUUGCAGCUCUAUGACAACAUACUUUUAUAAUACUUUUUUAAAUUGAAACAUAGUUUUGAUUGAGUUUAGUUUGAGAGGCGUCAGGUUUAAUGUGUGUAACAAAAGUGAGUGUGUGUGCGUGUGUUUUUGAACUACAGUCCUUCAUAAUCGGAAAAGAAUGUGUGAUUGUGCGGCACAUUGUUUAGGUCAAAUGUGAAAUAAUUGUAUUUUUAAAAGGUGUUGUAAAUACAAUGUGUUAU
This is a messenger RNA of Triplophysa dalaica, 2037 nucleotides long. It is a transcript of the gene septin4a, whose product is annotated as septin 4a. Gene Ontology annotation, biological process: cytoskeleton-dependent cytokinesis; regulation of exocytosis. Gene Ontology annotation, cellular component: septin ring; cell division site; septin complex. Gene Ontology annotation, molecular function: molecular adaptor activity; GTP binding; GTPase activity. Lineage: Eukaryota; Metazoa; Chordata; Actinopteri; Cypriniformes; Nemacheilidae. The transcript is spliced from 12 exons. The record is from RefSeq and is a predicted model, not a curated record. Bases 361 to 1791 code for a protein of 476 amino acids.